GUUACUCUCAAUUAUCCACCAUCUGACACAGCAACCCUAUAGUUAUUACCCUAGCAUCAAAGCAAACACUGCAGCAGUAUAAAACCUGCCCUGGGUGAGUCCUGCUUGUUUUGGAGACUGCGAGACCUAUAAAGGAUGAAGACUUCUCUUCUUGUCGUGCUCGUCACAGCCCUGUGCACUGAGAGCGCUUUCUCCUUGACAUGUUUCACAUGCAAAGACGCAUCUUCCAAUAUACAUUGUCUCAGUACAACCACGUGCUCUGACCAUGAGAAGUACUGUCUCACAACCUAUUCUACCACGGGACUCGGCAAUGACCGUAACCAGCGUAUUACCAAGAAAUGUUCAGCAUUUUGCCCAACAAUUGACCUGAAUAUCGGCAUAGCCGGCGUCGCUACCAGCUGCUGCGAGACUUCGUUGUGCAACAUCAGCGGUGCCAGCAGUGUGAAAACCAGCUACUCUAUGAUAGCUCUGGGUGUCCUGGCCAGUCUUGCCUGCAUCCUCCGUCUGGGUUUUUAG
Molecule: messenger RNA, 516 nt
Organism: Phaethon lepturus (White-tailed tropicbird)
Lineage: Eukaryota; Metazoa; Chordata; Aves; Phaethontiformes; Phaethontidae
Product: lymphocyte antigen 6E-like
Exons: 3
Coding region: 136-516 (126 amino acids)
Molecular function (GO): acetylcholine receptor inhibitor activity
Source: RefSeq, a predicted model, not a curated record